GGCGCGGACGGGCUCGUUUCCACGCUCGUGGAAAGCGAAGUGAAGCGGGGCAACGAGGAGAUCCGGGCGGCUGGCGGUCGAGGCGCAUACGUUUGAUGGGUCAGAGAGCUGGACGUCCAAAGCCAAAAAGGACAUUCAAGCUGGAGGAAUAUCAGACGAUGACGGCCGAGGCAGAUGAGGAGAGCUCUACAGAGGAAGCUUUGGAGACGUGCAGCCAGAAGCUCCAAGAGAUUUGUGGGAUGGCAGACUCAAGAAAUGGAGCUGUUGGCCUGUACAAUAUUGGACUAAACUGCUGCCUCAACUCCUUGCUUCAGGUCUUCUUCAUGAACAGACAGUUCACUAUGAUACUCCGGAGGAUCAAAGUGCCCUUUGAAGCUGCGGAGCAGAAAGCAAGCGUCCCUUAUCAAAUGCUCUUGCUUCUGGAGCAGAUGCAACGGAGCAAGAGGAGAUCUGUGCAUCCCUUGGAUCUUGUCCGCUGCCUCUCAAUGCACAAUGUGAAAUUGCUUGUUCUGUAUGAUGCUUCUCAACUCUUCUUGAUCCUCUGGAACCUAAUUAAGGACCAAAUCACAAAUGUGAAUCUGGUUGAAAGCCUGGAUCUCCUGCACACCAUCCAGCUGCAGCAGAACCUAGUGUGUCAAAAGUGCUCAGCUGAAAUGAAGAAGGAGAGCAACUUGCUGAUGUUCCCACUCCCAAUGUUUGAUUCUGAUUCUCACCCAGUCAGGACAUUGGGAGAUUCAUUGCGUUGUUUCUUUGCGCCGGAACAGCUGGUGGAUGACAAUGCAUGCCACUGCGAACAGUGUGGCUUGGAAACGCCACAUCUACGGGGCCUGAGAGUUACACGUCUGCCACAGACAUUGAUGCUGCACCUAAAGCGUUUCUGCUGCACAGAAGGCAGCCAGACCCGGAAAAUCAGCCAUUCCUUAGCCUUCCCACAGAGCCUAAAUUUCAGUGAGAUCCUGACGCCAGAACAGUACAACCAGGAUGCACAGGAGGAUGAUGGGUUGUAUGAUCUGUUUGCGGUUGUUGCACACUCGGGAUCAGCUAACUUUGGUCAUUACUCUGCAUACAUUUGGAGUCUCACGGAAAGCAGGUGGUAUUGCUUCAACGACUCGAGCGUCUGUCAGGUAUCCUGGGAUGAUGUCAAAUGUACCUAUGGAAAAGCAUAUCUCCGCUGGGGUGAAACAGCCUAUCUUCUGGUUUACCUGAAAAGGAAUUGUGGGAAGCUCUGAUUUGAUUGGCUCAGGGCAACCACAGGGAGGCUGCAAUUUUUGUGUCCAGAUUCUCCAAAUACCAGAUGACUGACUGUCCAUCACAUUUGUGCAGGAGAGUACAAGCGAUACGUGAACUCAAAGCACCAGGAAGGGAGACCUUUUGGAAAGAAGGCUCAGAAACAACACACUUUUAUCUGCAAUCUGUCUUUGGAAGUUACACAGUGCCUCACUUUCAGACCCUCUGCAGCCGGCUAGUACAGGAGACAGGGCCAGUGGUUUAAGUGUCUUGAGACUUGUAUUUUCAUGAGGAUACUGAGAAUUGUUCUAAGAGAGCUUAUACUCCCCUGCCACCACACACACCUCAACACACUUUUCAUAAAACUAGUUCCCAGGAUUUUCUGCACAGUUGAGCCAGCUUAUAUGCAACAUAGAAUUACCCUUCAUCUCCCCAUCCCAACCUCUCUGUUCUACCUCAGCCGUGACACUUCUUAGCUGCCCCUUUAUAAAGCAGAACCUGCAGGGGGGUAGAGACGAUGGCAGAUCCUCGCAUAUCACAUGCAAUGGGCUUCUGGACCCAAGAAGUACAGAGGUUGCCAUCUGCUGGGCAUAUCAAAACCAGCUGCAAUAUUCAGUCUCCUUUGCUCACACACUAACAUGGAAGCAUUUACUUAUAGUAGGUGGUGCAAUUUUAUUUCAGCCAUCUGCGUGUUAGAUGUUUCUGGGUAUGGGUGUCACUAGUAGAUGGUGCAACUCAUUUAAAAAAUGACUUAAGCAUUUGUCCUACACAGGGUUCAGGCACUCUUAAGCACAUUUGAUUUCAGUGACUUCAAAACAGGCAAUUUAGCAUGAGACCACACAAUGUAGUUCUGUCUAGCACAGAAACAUCUGUUUGGAUAAUCUUAUUUUCCUAGUAUAGAUAGGAGUUGCAUAGAAUCUCCGUUAGCAUCUUAUGCCUUAGUCUAGAAGUUAACUGACAUUGUUAUUUGGUACAUAUUUUAUAUAAGCUGCUUGCAUGAAAAUAAAUCAGUUUAUUGUGAAGCAGCCCUGCUGUUGGCAGAUUACCUCAUUUCCCUUUAAAUUAAAUUGACAACUUGGAGAAAUGUGCAUUUCUUGCUAUGCCACAGGAGUAUUUGCUUUUAUUUAUUGAGUUUUUCUGUGUUUUGCCUUGCCUUGUAAGGCAGCCUAAAUAAAAUA
Messenger RNA from Podarcis muralis (Common wall lizard), 2405 nucleotides. RefSeq names its product ubiquitin specific peptidase 18 (gene USP18). Gene Ontology annotation, cellular component: cytosol; nucleus. Gene Ontology annotation, biological process: protein deubiquitination. Gene Ontology annotation, molecular function: cysteine-type deubiquitinase activity. The record is from RefSeq and is a predicted model, not a curated record. NCBI's taxonomy places the organism in Eukaryota, Metazoa, Chordata, Lepidosauria, Squamata, Lacertidae.